AUUUUUUCCAAAUAUGGAUCUAUCUUGAGGAUUAUCACCUUCACUAGGAACAAUCAAUUCCAAGCUUUGCUUGAAUAUGCUGAUCCAAUGAAUGCGUGUUAUGCCAAAAUGGCUCUGGAUGGCCAAAGUAUCGCCUCUAUUUGCUGCAUUCUGCAUGUUGAUUUCUCCAGUGUAGGUAACCUUAAGGUAAAGUACAACAAUGACAGAAGCAGAGAUUUCACUCGCUCUGACCUUCCUCAUGGUCAUUGUCAAGUCCUGGAGCGAUCCGUAACCCCUGCCACUGGCACCCAAAAUAACAUCUUCCCACCAUACCAAGGGCAUGCUGGGUUUUUUCCAGCCAUGAGCUUUUCUCAAGAUUCUGGUUUUGUGUUUCAAACUGUCCCUGUUAUGGCGGUGAAAGUACCUGAUACUGCACCAGCAGUGUCUGCACAGAGGCCUCCUCCUAGUGUUGCUGACAUUCCAGAAAAUUCUGUUUUACUGGUCAAGAACCUCAACCCUGAAGUCAUCACACCAGAUCGACUUUUCACCUUAUUUGGUGUGUAUGGUGAUGUGAUUCGUGUGAAGAUCAUGUUUAAGAACAAAGAAAAGGCUUUGGUUCAGAUGGCAGAUGCAACCCAGGCUCAAUUAGCUAUCGGCCACUUGAAUGGGCAGAUGGGACAAGAUGGUGGCAGUCUGACGAAGGACUAUAGCAAUAGCCCUUUACAUCGCUUUAAGAAGCCUGGGUCUAAAAGCUUCCAAAAUGUUUUUCCUCCAUCUGCCACCCUGUAUCUCUCCAGCGUCCCGUCUUCUGUUACUGAAGAUGAUCUGAAGAAACUUUUUGAAAGUACAGGAUCAACUGUGAAAGCCAUCAAAUUCUUCGAGAAGUAUUACAGAAUGGCCCUUGUCCAGCUGAGCUCUGUGGAAGAAGCAGUUCAUGCUCUUAUUGAGCUUCACAACUAUGACCUUGGAGCAAACCAUCGCCUCCGAAUUUCCUUCUCAAAAUGUGCAAUCUGA
Eurypyga helias (sunbittern) is the source of this 993-nucleotide messenger RNA. Its product is annotated as polypyrimidine tract-binding protein 3-like. Lineage: Eukaryota; Metazoa; Chordata; Aves; Eurypygiformes; Eurypygidae. The annotation marks the transcript as partial. Gene Ontology annotation, biological process: regulation of RNA splicing. Gene Ontology annotation, cellular component: nucleus. The record is from RefSeq and is a predicted model, not a curated record. Gene Ontology annotation, molecular function: mRNA binding. The transcript has 10 exons.